Messenger RNA from Astyanax mexicanus (Mexican tetra), 5500 nucleotides. Its product is annotated as chemerin-like receptor 1. The transcript has 2 exons. NCBI's taxonomy places the organism in Eukaryota, Metazoa, Chordata, Actinopteri, Characiformes, Acestrorhamphidae. Gene Ontology annotation, cellular component: plasma membrane. Gene Ontology annotation, biological process: inflammatory response; chemotaxis; complement receptor mediated signaling pathway. The record is from RefSeq and is a predicted model, not a curated record. Gene Ontology annotation, molecular function: complement receptor activity; G protein-coupled receptor activity. The coding region runs from base 191 to 1183 and encodes 330 amino acids.
UGGAAUCCUCUGUUGUUCUCAGGACCUCAUUGGACGUAAGCCUGUAGACAGUUGCUCCGCUGCAAAUACGUUUGAGUCCAGUUGAGCUGCUGGAAAGACAGAGAACAGACUUUGUUCACUGUGAUCUGCUUUACUCUGCUUCCUCUGACUGAGGUAAGAGUGCUGCUCUUUACUGGCUUGGCUGCAUGCAAUGUUCAGAAUAUCUGAGAUGGAUCCCAAUGCGACAGCGGAGUAUGAUUACAGUGCACUGAUCGAGGCAGAGAAAUUAGACACUGCGAUCCUGGGUCGCAUCAGGAUGCAAUACAUUGUUGCGUACCUCAUCUUCUGCGUUCUCGGCGUGAUCCUUAAUGCGUAUGUGAUCAUCGCAGGCUGCAGAGUUUACCACAACCUUCAGAAGUCGGCACCUAGCGUGUGGGUCCUCGCGCUGGCCGUGACCCACCUGAUCUCCUCCGCCUUCCUGGUGAUGCAGUUCCUCUAUGCCUGGCAUCAUUUCAACUGGAAGUAUGGAACCGCUCUGUGCAAGAUCUCGUCCUACGUCAUCUACACCAGCAUGUUCUCCACGGCCGCCCUGCUCAGCAUGUGGACCAUCAGCAGCAGCUUUUGCAUCCAGGGGCUUUGUACUAAAUGUGGCAUCAAUAGCAUAACCACGGUCCUGGUCCUCGUUCUGAGCUCCUGGACAUUAGGAACGAUCCUCAGCGUUCCGUCUUUGUUCUCGCGGGAGAUUCGAUACACAAGGAUAGGGGAGGAGUGCAUUGACGACUUUGAUCUGGACGACAACAAGACCACAGACUAUGGACGGGAAUAUAUGAUUAUUGUGGUUCUCAGCAGGUUCCUGCUGGGGGUUUUGGGUCCCAUGUUGGUGAUGAUCAUCUUCACCUUCACGGCAGGACGACAGGGCCGUAAUGAGGACGCGACUUGUAGAAAGAUCACUUGUGUCAUCAAACUGAUGUACUUCGUGUGCUGGACGCCCCUCCUUUCUAUGGGGCUUCAUCAAGCCAUUGCAGGAAAUUCUGUUUUUGUGGAAAAAGGGCUCCCAGGAGCCACCAUUCUGGCUGCAGCUCACUCCUUCAUCAACCCAGUCAUCUAUCUGUUGGUGGGACACAAACUAAAUAUGCACUGGAUGGUACAUAACACUCGUGAAAACACUAUUGAGGGCAUGCCACUAAAUGAAAUGGUGGAAUAAGAAACAUACCACCUUUUGACAUUCCUGAUGAGAUUCAUUUUCUCUUUUCCACAAGGCCCAAAAAAAAUGGCCCAAAAAAGUGGAAUAACAGUGGGAGAGAACAGAUUCCCCUAAUGGGUCCCUGUCUGAUGGCACUCACUCCAAGUGGUGCGCAAAAAAAAAAUGCAGAGAAAGAGGAAGUGUAGCUCUAGCAAAUAUACUGAAUCCUCCAGAUUGAAUCAAUUACGUUUUCUCCAUCAGUUAAUUGUGCAUAGUGAACUAACAGUGGAAUGUUUACUCAAAAACAAUACUAACAAUUAUGUUAUAAUAUUUCCAAGUUUCCUGCACCUGCGUUUUCUGUUAGCAAGAUAAAAAAUAUGACAGAAAAUUACAUGAACACACCUCAUUUCUAGACCACCACGCCCAUCAAUGUAGAUACUGUAUUUUCACAAGCACAGUUGCUAUUUUAACAAGACAGGCAAAUGCUUAUGGCCCAAAAACAUUGAAUAAUAGUGGGAGACAACAGAUUCCACUAAUAGGGCCCUGUCUGAUGUCACUCACUCCCAUUGCGAGUGGUGCGCAAAAAUGCAGAGAAAGAGGAGAAAAAGUAGCAAGUGCAACUCCAGCAACAAUUAUGUUUUCUUAAUCAAGUGAAUUGUGUACACCAUUGGAACCAACAGUGGAAUUUUUCCAUGUUUCUGGCUUCCAUGUUUUAUGUUGCAAAGAUAGAAUCAUGCCAGAAAUUUACAUAAACACACCUCUUUUCCAGACCACUAAUUUACUAAAAAAUAACUAAAACAAGUGCUGGAAUAAGGAAGAUUUAAUCUCUUAGCAUUUCUGAUGAGAUUCCUGAUUCCUGACGUUUUGAUUUUGUCAUGAAAACAUAUAUAUAUAUAUAUUUCAAAAUGGAUGUCCAGUAAGCAGAGGCAUUUUUCCUUUUUCCACAAGGCAAUACAGGCAACUGCUUGCACCCCCACACAUUCAAUGACAGUGGAAGGGAACAGACCCCUUAUAGGCCUCUGUCUGCUGAAAGAAAAAAAAGGAGAAAAAUUACAAUUUCAUUUUCUCUGACAAUUAUUUGUGUACAGUAAACAAACUAAAAAAUACAUACCCAAAAACAACACUAUAUCCCAUUAUUAUAUUUGAAAGUUUCUGGCACCAUAUGCUUUUUUGUAUAUAUGUGCAUUUUGCAAACAAUAUUAAUGUGGCUGCUUGAAAUUAGUUAAUGUUUUUUUUUGUAUCAGAUUAGUUUUGACUAGUUUUCAAUUAACCUCUAUAAUGACCGUUGCCAGAACACAGUAAAAUCCACAGUGUUAAAAUCACAGUGUUAACAUGUUUUAACUCUCUGAUAGUUUUCCUAACAACACUCAGUAAUAAACAAUCCACAGAGUUGGUGUUAUAAUUCAGAGUUAAAUUACUCAACACUGAUUCUGCUUCACUCUCAGCACGCUCUGCAGUCACCAUUAUUCAUUGUUUGUGAUUAUUGUGUGUGUGUGUGUGUGUGUUGUUCACCCUCUUGGUGUUGGGUUAGUUCAUAGACUGUAUAUAGCUGGACAGAGCAUCGUCUCUCAAAAGUGAAGCCACCACAGGUCGGACGCCCCCUGCUGUUCGGCUGCAGAAAGCUGUGUAACCCCACCCAUCCCCAUAGGUUUCAAUGGCAAAACAGUCAACUUUUAAUCACGUUUUUUUCUAAUAUACUGUAAUUCUACCUCCAUAAUUUAAUGUAACAGCUAGUGUAACUUCUGUUUAUAUUGCUAAAUUUUUAUAUCCCCACAGAAUUUGUUUUUUAAAAUGUUAUUCAGCUCUAUUCUAAAAGGUGUGGUUAUGGUAAAAGGGCUGCUUAUGGGCGGGACCAAUAACAGACCGUCAGCUCCGCUCUGCAGCCUGUGACCUCGAGGCAGCCCUCAGGGGCGGGGUUAUUUAAAUGAGUAGGCUGUCUCUCCACAGUCUUUCUCCCUCCUCUGGUCUCUACUGCGCAGAAUCAGGUGGCAGGAUCGCCAACAUGGCGGAAGAUUUUGGCUUCAUUUUCAUUGAAUGAAUGGGAACGGAGACACGGCGUCCAUCUUUUUUUUACAGUCUCUGGGUUAGUUGGUGGAUAUGAGUCUCCACCCAAGAGUUAUUGUGUUAUUGGAGAACCACUGUUUUCACACAGUUUUUGACGGUCUCUCUUGUUCUAAAUAAAGAAUGCUUAGAUAGGAUGAAAAUAAUUUAUUCUGUGGUGUAGCUCACAAAUUUGUAAUGUUUUACAGAUAAUCUGGUAUAAGGUUUGGGUGAAAUUUAGAAAAUAUACAAAAAUAUUUUUUUUAUUGAAAAUUAAUUACCAAUUUUGAGAGUUGUUUCACCCUGUGGGUAAAAAUGUUUUAUCACUGAUGAGAGUUACAUAGAGUUAAUAUUCAGUGUGACUCCACACAGUGUUGAAUUAACUAAAUUAACUGAAUUAAAUUUAACUCCUGUGGUACAGUUAUUUUAACACUAUAGUGAGUGGGACCAUAUGGUAUCUAGGACAGUGUUAGAUUCAACUCUUAAAGAGUUCAUUUAACACUGUCAAUCUUGCUGUGUAAAAAAAAAAAAAAAAAAAAAAACGUAUACACGAACUUAAAAAUAAAUGUGGAUGAGAAAAUUACUGAAGACCAGCAUUUAUAACUUCACCCAUGGCUUUCUUCUCACCCUGUUUCUUGCGCUACCAUUGGCUGUAGUCGUCCUUUAGAAGACCUCAAAUCUGCUAAAUAUUUGUUAAGGGCUUGCAAAGCAUUGCUCUCAGUGAGUUCAUGUCCUUCACCAAUUAAGAUAUAGUGACAAAGACAGCGGUCUAAAUCGCUGCCACUAUGAGCGGGAAGUCGCAGGUUUAAACCCCCGCUCAUGCAGCUUUGACAUCAAGCUGCCGGCGCUCAGAGGGAGCACAAUUGGCCCUGCUCUCUCCGGGUGGGUAGAUGGCGCUCUCUCUCCACAUCACUUCUAGGGUGAUGUCCACAGCACAGGGCAUCUGUGAGCUGAUGUAUCAGAACCGAGCCGCUGAGCUUUCCUCCGAGUGCUAUGCUGUGAUGCUACUCGGCAAUACUGCAUCAGCAGCAGCUGGAAAAGAAGCGGUGUCUGACUUCACAUGUAUCGGAGGAGGCUUGUGCUAGUCUUCACCCUCCUGGUGUGUUGGGGCAUCACUAGUGAUAGGGGGAGUCCUAGUGAGUGGGUUGGGUAACUGGCCGUGUAAAUUGGGGAGAAAAUGGGGAAAAAAACUGAACAAAAGGUUAGUAAAUAAAUUAUUUGCCUCUGAAACGACACUUUUGCUAGCAAAAACGGCUGGAAUUGGAAAAUUGCGUAGUGUGAAUUUAAAUUCAUCCCGUAACGUUUUUAUUCAUUGUUAUGUGUCCAUUUGAUAUUAUUCAAACAAAUGAGUCAGUAUUACUUGCUUUAACAUGUACGGCCCUAUUUUAAUGAUCUUUAGGUGAGCUAUCAAUCGGAAAAGUACAUUUUGCACAUCUCUAAAUGCGCAAAAGGCAUGUACUAAUUCUCUUAAUUAAUCACGGGUGUGUUUUGGGAGUAGUGUGAAAUAAACCAAUCUGGCUCUGACUUUGGUGGAUUGAUAUUUUAAUGGUGCAGUGCUUCUGCACUUCUCAGCAGAGGAAACUGACCUGCAGCUCAUUUACAGGAACAGCAAUGUUAUUUUAUUUUCUAUUCUGUUCAUUACUAAAGUAAAAGUCAGGUUUGUGCUCUGUGUGUUAAGCAAGCGUGGCACGACUGUGUUGCCAAAUGGUUAAUAUCUGUAUUGGUUGUAUUCCAGACCACCAUGCUCAUCAGCGUGUUUAUAGAAAAUUAGUGUCAGUGUAACAUUUAUCAGUUCAAUUUUCUGACCACAAAUCUUUAAGUUUCUAUUGUUUCUAUUCUGCUCAUCAAAAUCUAAAUGGUAAAAAUCCUCAAUUUUUGGUAGAAAGAUGCAAAAAUGGAAACAUACGAAAAUAGAAUGUUAUCCUGAUUUUUUGUGAAAGUUUGUGUGGGGCAUGUUUCAUAAUUUUGAACUUAGCCUCAAACGGUCAUAAAAUUAAACUGACAAACAUUAAACCGACCACAAUGCGUUUGUAUAUGUAGAGACAAAUAUAUGUGUAGUGCUUAUGACAAUGGUAAAACAUGAAUUUUUUAAUGCAUUUUAAUGCAAAGUUAUAUAUGUUAUAUAUGUAUUUUCGACAGUUUUGUUUUUCUCUUGUAAUGUAAUGUUUGUUCCUUUAGAAGUCAUUUGAGAGGUGUUACAUUUGAAAGAAAACAUAUGUCACACAUUAUACAUUUAACCUGUGUCUCUUUCUUGAGCCUCCAUGAUGAAGGUUUAAUAAAUGUGAAAAUCUCUGUGAA